Messenger RNA from Acaulospora morrowiae, 464 nucleotides. Lineage: Eukaryota; Fungi; Glomeromycota; Glomeromycetes; Diversisporales; Acaulosporaceae. The record is from the annotation of a GenBank genome assembly.
AAGGGUUAAUUAAUGUUGCAGCGGAACCUUUUCAGAUUAGUUUGGCAUUUACGGUAUUGAUUAUGUGGAUGCAAUUGUUACUGCUGAUGAGAUAUUUUAAAUAUGUGGGACACUACAUUUACAUCAUUAUCCACAUUUUAAAUUCCAUCUGGCCUUUCUUUGCAUUUAUGUUAAUCGUUGUGAUUGGAUUUGGACAUGCAAUGUUUGUUUUAUUACACAAAGCGGAUCCAUCCUCGUUCAGAAUUGAUUCCUACUCUAUUGUCGACCCUAAUAACGUAACCAAUAAUCUCUUUCCCGACUAUCAAAUUCAACAUCAAGUUAAUCAGAAUUCCAGACUCGAUAAUUAUUAUUCAUUCUUCUUUUCUUCAGUCGAGGCAGUUUUCUUUUGGACUAAUGGGCGUUGGGAUCAAAUUAACCAAUGGGAUAAUUACGCACUUGAUGUGAUGACCAUUUUAGGAAGCUUA